Messenger RNA from Camellia sinensis, 1503 nucleotides. Its product is annotated as GPI-anchored protein LLG3-like. The record is from RefSeq and is a predicted model, not a curated record. NCBI's taxonomy places the organism in Eukaryota, Viridiplantae, Streptophyta, Magnoliopsida, Ericales, Theaceae.
GAUGAACACAAAAAACAAAACGUAUAAGGGUUGAUCCUAAAACCGUAAGAGUUUUCGAUCCCUCCGAAGCAGAGAACCAAAUGGCGUCGGACAUUCGAUGCUUUUAUUUGAUUCUCUUCGCCUUCCUCACUGCCUUCGCCUCUUCAUCCUUCAUUUCCGAUGAUGACUUUGAAUCUCGUGGAUCGACAGGCCGUACCCUCCUUCAGGCCAAAGGAGCUUGUUCUGUAAACUUUGAGCAACAGAACUACACAAUCAUCACAAGCCAGUGUAAAGGACCCAAUUACCAAGCCACUCCAUGUUGUAAUGCCCUCAAGCAAUUCGCAUGCCCUUUCGCAGAUCAGAUCAAUGACGAGAAAAGUGAUUGUGCUACAACCAUGUUCAGUUACAUAAACAUCUACGGGAAAUACCCACCUGCACUGUUUGCCAGUUUGUGCCGUGAAGGGAAGGAUGGUCUCAAUUGCUCUGCUGCUGAAACUGAAGCUGCCAAAAAUGCUAUCGCCAAAAGUGGUGUUCCACCAAAAUGUACUCAAUCCCUCAUGCUGAUGCUCACAGCUGGAUUCUUGAUGUCACUAUUCGUGUUGUUUUGAAGGAUGAUUUUCCAUCGAAAACUAGUGUGCCUGUAUCAAUCUGCUCAUUCUUUUUGCGGGUUUUUCUUUUUCUUUUUUUCAUGAAAUUGUGAUUGCAUCAAAGGUUAUAUAUAUCUUCUUGUGAUGUCUUCAAAACUCUUCAUUGUAAAGUUGGUAUUCUUUAAUUGAAACUGACCAAAGAACAUUAUUUAAUUAUCCAUUUGUUUGUGUUCGACAUUGUACCCUUCAAACAUUAUUGAUGAUUUUCGCUCUUAGGUACCCUUUAUUGGCACGUGGAAAAUGUUUUUUUUUUUCCAAUAAUACCUAUGAAUAAAUAUCAAAAACUUGAGUGAGCUAAAAUUGCAGCAAUAACUCUUUGUAGAGAUAGGAAAAAAAGGACUACACAAUUGAUCAAUGAGGCCCAACACCAUCUUUACUGUUUAUGACAUAUUAAAAGUAUGGGGGAGUCACGAACCGGUCUAUGGACCGGUCUUAUUAGCCAACAAGUCUUACUCAAAAAAAUCAAGUAGUGUUUUUCAUUUUUACCUCUAGACUCAACACUGUAAAUUUAUUAUUGGUUUAAACAAAUUUAUCACUAGUUUAAACAAAUUUAUCAUUGGUUUAACACUGAUUAAAACAAAUUUAUUACUGGUUUAUCACUGGUUUAAACAAAUUUAUAACUGAUUUAUCAUUAGUUUAAACAAAUUUAUCACUGGUUUAAACAGAUUUAUCAUUGGAAUCUUCCCUAAUAUACACAGAGAGAGAGAAGACCUAGCGGCAAAGAGCCUAGAGCCUAGAUCUAGAGGUGGAGGCGACGACGACUAUGGAGGUGGAGGUGACGAUGACUAUGGAAGUGGAGGCGACAAUGGUUGGCAACGACGGUAGAGGUAGAGGUGAAGACGUCGUGGCGGUGGAGGCGAAGACGUCGGUGGAUGUG